AUGCCACCUCGCAAGCCUCGCGCCAGAGUCAAUGCCAGUAACAACGGAGGCGCAACCGUCGCGGAGGCCGCCCCCCAAUUGCCCGGAGGCCUCACGGCAGACGAUCUUACCGACUUCUAUCGGCGCAUGGUUCUGUGCCGCACCAUUGAUGAACGUAUCUGGGCGCUGAACCGGCAGGGUAAAGUCCCCAUCGCGGCCUCCAGCCAAGGGCAUGAGGCCGCCCAGUUGGGCAGCUUGCUGGCCGCCGAAAAGGACGGCAACUGCUUUUUGUUCCCGUACUAUCGGGACCUGGCGCUGAAGUUCGCCGCCGGGUUGACUGCGGAGCAAGUCAUGCGGUCGUUCAUGGGGAAGGCUGGGGACCCGUACAGCAACGGUCGCCAGUUUCCGCUGCAGGGUGCCGACCUGCCCCACAACAUAAUCCAGAUAUCCAACGUCGUCGCCGCAGGGCUGACCCAGUCGGUGGGCUAUGCAAUGGCCUGCAAGAUGCGGGAUGAGGGAACGGUAACGCUGGUCUACUUUGUGCCUCAACGCAAGCAGAUGAGCAUCGAGGAAGUGGCCAGCAGGGCCGCAGGGUACGGAUUCCCCGGCUUCACCAUUGAUGGCAUGGACUUCAUCGGCUGUUACGAAGCCAGUCGGGAGGCCAUAAGCAGCGCCCGGGAACAGGGCCCUGUGCUGCUGGAAAUGAACGUGGAGCGGUUCACGUCCCACACCACCGACGACGACGACCGCCGCUAUCGCCCUGCGAAUGAGGUGGAGCAGGCAAGGCUCCGAGAUCCCGUGGUGACCUUCGGCGCCCUGCUGAUGGAACACGGUGUGAUGACCCAGGAGGAGAUCGACGAAGCUGCGGCCAAUGCCCUGGCCGCCGUUGAUGCCGCAACGGACGCCGCCGACGUCGCCAGCCCGCCCGACGUUUCCACCCUGCAUGCCCUGGUCUACUCCGGUUAG
Molecule: messenger RNA, 945 nt
Organism: Geodia barretti
Lineage: Eukaryota; Metazoa; Porifera; Demospongiae; Tetractinellida; Geodiidae
Source: the annotation of a GenBank genome assembly